AUGUUUGUACAGGUGUCGACAAGUGAUAAUCUAAAUCUUCUGCGAGCACCAUCAGAAGUGCUGCAUCAGCAGUCACCAUUUAGAUUCACAAUAACGUUUAGACGGCGCGUUAGACAGGCAACGGAAGUUACAGUAGACAUUCAACUUCUUAGUGAGAGUCUUUCAGCAAAUUUUGGCAUAAUGGGAAAUACGCAUGCAAUUGGCACCUAA
Plasmopara halstedii is the source of this 210-nucleotide messenger RNA. RefSeq lists its product as uncharacterized. The transcript has 5 exons. The record is from RefSeq and is a predicted model, not a curated record. The coding region runs from base 1 to 210 and encodes 69 amino acids. NCBI's taxonomy places the organism in Eukaryota, Oomycota, Peronosporomycetes, Peronosporales, Peronosporaceae.